CACACUACUCCACCUCUCACUCACUCACCGGAAGAGAGAGAAGCAACCCCUCCACCAAGCAACAUUUUUCCAUUUUUUUAUUUUUUCCAAAUAAUCCUUCAUUACAAAUACAACCCUUCCGUGCUUCAUAUACUCUCUCUCAACAACUAUUCACAUAAAAUCGCCUCGUUCGUGGUGCUUUCUCAUCCUUCUCUGGGUUCCACUGUGCCGAUGACUUUUCUUAUCAUCACGGAACCAUCAUCAUCAUCAUCAGCAUCCUUCCAGUCUCAACAUUUUCUCUUCAUGAAUAACAAUCGUCGCACCAGGCUUUGGAAUAUCUUCUUUCGCCAUUGGACUUGAUCUUCCUUCUCCAUUAUUAGGGUUGUUAUAAGUUAAUUCCCUCUUUUUUAUUUUUAACAUUGUCUUUUAUUUACAAGCCUUGUUUUUGUUUUUAGUUAUUGUUUAUUCACAUUGUUGUUGCGCUUAAGGACCUGAGUUUGUUUCUGUUUGUUCAAUUUGGGGGUUUGGUAGUUUAAGGUUGUUAGUUUCUGAAACAUUUUCUGUUUGGGUUUGGUUUUUCUUUUUGAUUUUUCCAUGGCCGAAACAAAAUUGAUGAUUCCAGGGUUUCGUUUUCACCCCACUGAUGUUGAGCUGGUAAUGUAUUUUCUCAAGAGGAAGAUUUUGGGUAGAAAAUUCCCUUUUAAUGUCAUUGAUGAACUUGACAUUUACAAGUAUGCUCCAUGGGAUCUACCAGAAAAAUCUUUGCUCAAGAGUGGUGAUUUGCAAUGGUACUUCUUUACCCCUGUCGGAAAGAAAUAUUGCACGGGAGGGAGGAUGAAUCGGGCAACAGAAGUAGGCUACUGGAAGACUACAGGGAAGGAUAGGUCGAUUGAACAUAGGAAUCAAGUGGUGGGGAUGAUAAGAACCCUGGUGUUUCACACUGGCAAAGCUCCUAAAGGAGACCGAACUGAUUGGGUUAUGCAUGAAUACAGACUCGAAAACAAAGACCUAGCUGACAAUGGUGUUCCACAGAACUCCUAUGUGAUUUGUAGGGUAUUUCAAAAGGAAGGUCCUGGUCCCAGGAAUGGUGCACAGUAUGGAAAACCAUUUAAUGAGAAAGACUGGGAUAGCGAAGAGGAAAUUGAUUAUGUACAAGCUGUCCCUGUUGCUGCUGUGUCUGCACCAGCUCUCAUUCUACCUAGCUCAAGCCAUAUUUCUGAAGAAAAUGAUAUGCAUACCUCUGCAAGGGGAUGCACUGGACAGACCUCUUUAUCAGGUCUAUCAAGAUUGAUGCCCUCUGGCACGACACACCCUUCAGCUCCAGGCAAUCAAGCUGAUGAUGACAUUUUAUCCAUGCUUGCUAUCUUUGACGAUGAAAAUGCAUUGGCUGGGAAUGAAAACAAUGGAUCUGAGAAGGUUGAUAAUCCUGGUCAGGCAAACAAUGCUGAAGAUGUACCUUAUUUAAUUCCAAAUGAGAUUUUUGAGGACUUGGGAGAUCUCAACAGCUUGGUUGGAUUGGAUGAAGGAGGCGGUUUUUCCUAUGGCCAAAAAGAUGAAUACGAAAGGCUUUCUACUGGCAACGUCUCUUUGUUUUGCAACCCCCCUGAUUUCUUUGAGUUGCUUGACCUAGAGGUGCCAUUAUCUUGGCAGACUAAACAUGAUGGCUGAUUUAUUUGAGUUGCUUGACCUAGAGGUGCCAUUAUCCUGGCAGACUAAACAUUAUGGAAGUUGGGGAAAGAUAAACAAGCUUAGAAAAUUGAGGAAGUGGAGACAGAAUUUGGCAGAACUAUAUCUGCAAGUACCUAGUAUGGACUAGAGAAAACUAUAGAUUCUCUUCCUAUUCUCCGUUAUAAAACAUUGUACGUGGUAUGAAUUGUCAAUUUGAAUUUGAACAUUAAUUUCUGGAAUAAGCUAACAUAUGUAAACUGAUGAAUUAUAUGCUUGAUCACAGUUAUUUGUUGGACUAUUAUUUGUUUAGUAAAAUCUUGUUAUGCUAAAA
Molecule: messenger RNA, 1978 nt
Organism: Medicago truncatula (barrel medic)
Lineage: Eukaryota; Viridiplantae; Streptophyta; Magnoliopsida; Fabales; Fabaceae
Product: NAC domain-containing protein 82
Exons: 5
Coding region: 574-1647 (357 amino acids)
Biological process (GO): regulation of DNA-templated transcription
Molecular function (GO): DNA binding
Source: RefSeq, a predicted model, not a curated record